UCUCGCAACUCAAUGGAAAACCAAUCAUUCAACAGCGAGGCUUUGACACCUACGAUAGAGAGAUCAAGGAAACGUCGGCGAAGCAACGAACAUUCUGCGAAAGAGGGAGAAAAAGCGAUAAACAUUCAGGUUGUUGUAAGAUGCAGGGGGAGGAUUGAGCGUGAAAUAGCAGCAAAUUCUCCAGUUAUUGUCAAAACAGGUUCCCGAGAGGUACAAGUUCGAACGAAUCCGCAGGACACGCUACCCCAUAAAAAUUAUACAUUUGACAAAGUCUUUGGUCCAGAAGCGAAUCAAAAGAAAUUAUUUGAUACCGUUGUGGUUCCAAUCUUAAAUGAAGUCAGAGCGGGAUAUAAUUGCACACUUUUUGCUUACGGGCAAACUUCAACUGGCAAAACAUUCACAAUGGAGGGAAAGCUUGACACUAAUGAUGGGACGUUAGGUCCAGAUGCUGGUGUUAUACCGCGUUCGCUCUAUAAUAUAUUUGAAACAUUGGAAGAAGAAUCAGCAGAUUUCUCAGUUAGAGUAUCUUAUAUCGAACUUUACAAUGAAGAGUUAAAAGACUUGCUAUCUUCAGAAGACGACCCACCAAAAUUAAAAAUAUUGGAUGAUAAUAGUAGAAAAGGUGUACUUUAUGGUCACGAAGAGGUACUUAUUCAGAAUGCAGCACACGGGAUUCGUGUAUUGAAACAAGGUUCAAUCAAGCGUCAUAUGGCCCAGACUAAUUACAACAAGAAUUCCAGUCGCUCUCAUUCUGUAUUCUGUAUCACAGUUCACAUAAAAGAAACGAUGCCAGAUGGAGAAGAUUUGUUAAAGGUUGGUAAAUUUAACUUAGUGGAUCUAGCCGGUUCCGAAAAUAUAAGUCGAACGGGAGCCGAAAACAUUAGAGCCAAAGAAGCUGGAACUAUCAACAAAAGCUUGUUAACUCUCGGGCGAUGCAUUAAUAGCUUAAACGAUCACGCCGUUCACAUACCCUAUAGGGAGAGCAAGUUGACACGACUCUUACAAGAUUCAUUGGGCGGUCGAACAAAGACUUGCAUAGUUGCAACGGUAUCUCCGGCAAAGCAAAGUUAUGAGGAAACGCUAUCGACAUUGGAUUAUGCGCAUCGUGCUAAAAACAUUUUGAACAAGCCAGUUGCUAAUCAGCGUGUCACAAAAAAAGCACUGAUAAAAGAGUAUAUUGGUGAGAUUGAACGUCUGAAAGCAGAUCUACUGGCCGCUCGCGAAAAAAACGGCGUGUACAUGGCACAAGAGUCGUAUCAAAAACUAAUUGACGAAAACCAAAGUCGUAAAGACGAGAACGAUGAGUUGAGGAAGGUGAACGAGGAUCUCAAUGAGAGUGUCCAGAAAUUGGAACAAGAAAACAUGCAAGUGAACAACAAGCUUGCCCGUUACAUCGCCAUCGAUAAUCAUAAUCGCAAGGCCUUCCAGGAAUUUCAUGAAACUCUCUUGCGUACGACGUCACAAUUUGAAUCGAAACUUGGCGAACUAAAUUCUGCACACAUGGGAUUUAUGGAGUCAAUGGUCGACCAAACAAAGGAAUUCAUGGAAAAUCGAGCAACGGAAAUCACGGAAAAUCUAAAAUAUAUUGAUGACCGACUUGGGCAAUUUGAUAAGCAAAAGGAAAGUGUAAUUCUGUUGCUUAAGAAUGAAGAGAAGGUUGCAUCAAAUUUUUAUCAAGAACUUUCUAGAUUUCGCGAAGAAUCGACUAGGGAUUUGAUGCAAAAAGAAUUAGAAAUGCGCGCGAAUUCCGCGGCGAUGCUGGAAGGUUUAAGGCAUCAGCUGUCGAAUCAAUUUGAUAAAGUCCGACUGUUCCAUGACAAAAUCGAGGAUGAUUUAUCUCUCUUGGGAAAAACGACACAAUCUCAUAUCGAAUCACAGAAUCGAUUAAUUGGAAAUUAUAGAAACAUCACGCAGGAUACCACAGAGGCCGAGAAAAAAUUCUUGACGGAACAAGUUCAAGCAUUGACAAAGGUUGUGGAAGAGGAACGAUCCAAAAGAAUGUCUAUGCAAGUGGAAUUUUUGGCUAACAUUGCAGCAUACCUCACGAACUUUGAAACAUCCCAAUCGGCUAAGCUUGAGGCUGUCGAAAAGAACAUAAGCGCCUUUGACGGCAUGAUUUCAUCAAAUACCAGCUAUCUGGAGAAUUAUGAAAAACAAUACGAAUCCACCAAAGAAAACCUCGCCGCUCUUGCAAAGGAAAGUUUGCCCAGAUUCGUCUCCACCGUCUACUCCAUCAAGGACAGUGUUUCAUCGCAACUGGAUGCAUAUAAAAAUAAAAUCGAUUCAACCAUGUUAUCACUGGAUGCCUUGACAACGACCGCCAACGAGGAAGCGACGAAACUACACCAGCAACACGAUCAAUCAUUCAAGAACUUUGCGGCUGGAGUUGUUCAAAGUUAUUCCGACAUCCAGGGUAAAAUGGUCAAAGCACAAAACGAAUUGAAGUCAGGCGCACAAAAUGUUACAGAAUUGAAACAAAGCAAUGAAAAUAUAACGAACAAUUUACACACCGAAGUCGCGAAUCGAAUCAAGAAAUCUCGUGAAGAAAUAACUUCCUUCAAACUCUACCGCGAACACGUGUGA
Acaulospora morrowiae is the source of this 2583-nucleotide messenger RNA. The record is from the annotation of a GenBank genome assembly. NCBI's taxonomy places the organism in Eukaryota, Fungi, Glomeromycota, Glomeromycetes, Diversisporales, Acaulosporaceae.